Messenger RNA from Acanthosepion pharaonis, 585 nucleotides. Lineage: Eukaryota; Metazoa; Mollusca; Cephalopoda; Sepiida; Sepiidae. The record is from the annotation of a GenBank genome assembly.
AUGGCUGAAGAUGGUGAAGUUCUUGAUUGUUGGGAGCAACUCGAUGAUAAAACCGUUUUUGACAAGAAACUCCAAGAAAUUAACGACAAUUUAAAAUCGAAAAGCCCAAAUUCCAAUCGGUUAUCUGGUUCAUUACAAGAAGAUACACAAAGGACUCCUUACCAACCUCAAGUAAAGAUUUUAAAGAGACAGCCAGGCACUGGUGCUAAUACAGAUCGCAUUGGAAAUUCAGCAAACAGUAUUUCAAUAAAUCGUCCAGUGAAGACUUUGGAACAGCGAGAAGCUGAAUAUGCUGAGGCUCGGCUAAGGAUUAUGGGAUGUGCCACUGGUUAUGAUGGCCAACAGACACAGACCCCAGCAGAUAAUAGACCAGUCAAAUUACUACAGCCAUUUGAUUGUCCCCCGUCAGAUAACAACAUUGUGCGCCAGCCAAAAGGCCCGGACGGCACCCGUGGGUUUGUCGGCAGUCAGAGUUCGUUUGAUAAGUGGGCGGCUAGACGAUGUUCAUUCGUUUCUGCCAUUCAAACACUGCUCCGCAAAAUUGCACCCCUCUCCACCGGAAAAAAAGUAAAAACAGCUUCUUGA